This is a messenger RNA of Grosmannia clavigera kw1407, 423 nucleotides long. RefSeq lists its product as uncharacterized. Lineage: Eukaryota; Fungi; Ascomycota; Sordariomycetes; Ophiostomatales; Ophiostomataceae. The transcript has a single exon. Bases 1 to 423 code for a protein of 140 amino acids. The record is from RefSeq and is a predicted model, not a curated record.
AUGCGUGUCUCUACCUAUCUCGCUUCUGCUUUUGCUACCAUGGCUCUUGCUGGACUCAUCCCAGCCGACAAACGGGAUGCACUGCUUGAUGGUGCCACCGCCUUUGAAGCCCGCGAGGUAUCGAGCCCCCAAGGAAGCGGUGAAAAUCGCAACGCUCAGGCCUAUGGAAAGCGUGAAGAGGAGAGUACCCAGGGAAGUGGCUCCAACCGUAAUGCUCAGGCUUAUGGGAAGCGCGAAGAAGCUACUCCCCAAGGCAGUGGCUCCAACCGCAAUGCCCAAGCUUAUGGGAAGCGUGAAGAGGAGAGUACCCAGGGAAGUGGUUCAAACCGCAAUGCUCAGGCUUAUGGGAAGCGCGAAGAAUCCAGCCCCCAAGGUAGUGGCUCCAACCGUAAUGCUCAGGCCUAUGGCAAGCGUGAGGAAUAA